AUGCCGGCUGGAGGGGGGGUGAGGAAGAAGAAUGAAGAAGAGGAGGAAGAGGAGGAUGACGGGGGGGGGAUGGGGGGCUCAUUAACCAGUGCGAGAUUGGAGCCUCAGUGGCUUGCUCGCAUUCGACCACACUCGUCCUUUGAUGAGGGCUGGAUCCUCCAGCUCAAUCAGUCCCACAUGAGUCCAACUGUGAGGGAAACGAGAGAGGCCAGAGAGACUGGAGGAGGGAGACAGAGGGGGGAGGGUGAGGAGGAGGGGGAGGAGAGGGACAGACUGAGAGAGGGAGGAAAGACAGGGGAAAAAAAAGAAAGCAGACAGGAAACAGUAGAUGGUAUAUAA
Xyrichtys novacula (pearly razorfish) is the source of this 339-nucleotide messenger RNA. The record is from the annotation of a GenBank genome assembly. Lineage: Eukaryota; Metazoa; Chordata; Actinopteri; Labriformes; Labridae.